AUGGCUUCAUCUGUUCCAUCUUCAUCUCGAUCUCGAUGUACAUACGAUGUGUUCUUGAGCUUUAGAGGCGAAGACACUCGCGAUAACUUCGUCAGCCAUAUAUACGCAGCGUUGGCUCUGAAGGGAACUCACACAUUCAAAGACGAUGUAAAGCUCGAAAGAGGAAAAUCUAUUUCUCUGGAACUCUGGAAAGCGAUUCAAGAAUCUAGCAACACAACUGUUUAUCCGAUUUUCUAUCACGUGAAUCCAUCGGAUGUGCGACGCCAAAGAGGGAGUUUUGGGGGUGGAUUUGAGGAAUUGGUGUCCAAACAGCAAGUAUUGGGGAUGGAGAAGGUCCAAAGGUAG
Messenger RNA from Camellia sinensis, 345 nucleotides. NCBI's taxonomy places the organism in Eukaryota, Viridiplantae, Streptophyta, Magnoliopsida, Ericales, Theaceae. The record is from RefSeq and is a predicted model, not a curated record.